Messenger RNA from Effrenium voratum, 387 nucleotides. Lineage: Eukaryota; Dinophyceae; Suessiales; Symbiodiniaceae. The record is from the annotation of a GenBank genome assembly.
GUUUGCCGGGCGCGGUACCCCAACUCCCCGGCCAAAGAGAUCGCCGCGGCAGUGCACGGCGCCCGCUGCGGCUGCAACGUGGGGCCCAUCUACGAGACCUUCACGGAAGUGGAUUCGGUGUACUGCAACUACCCGUGCAAGAACUACUUGAACCCCAUUUGCGGGGGACUGCCCUCCUUUUGGAAUGUGUUUGUGCAGUACGACUUCCAGUCUUUCGCGUCUCAUGGGGCCUACGACCCAUGGCGGAAGAUCUGGCACGGCUGCCCGGUGCUGUGGUGCUUUUGGUUGUCCCGCGAUGCAGCCCUACCUGGGGAAAAUUUCACGCGGGGACUGGCCCAGAGCAAAUUGGCAGCGUUGAUUGGCGCAGGUAUACGGUGGUGGCAGUGA